ACCAAACUAACGCGUGGAUGUAGCUGCAUACCAAACCUCCAGACUCCCUAUAUCCGAUCCUUUUUGGCGACUUGGGACGUUUCUGCGACUGGUCCCUGGGUCCCCUCUACUGAAUCUCACGAUACCCGAGCACCGUAUGAUGGCCACUGAGUCACCUCAGGAUCGAUCCAAUGAAGCUACCGUAACUUCUGACUCUAGUCCCGUUCUCAAGAUCGAUUCAGCCUCUCAAGAUGUCAGCUCCAACCAGCCGCAACUAAACAGCGAUGCUGGCAGCACUCCGACAGACGAAAUUGGGAACAAGCAAAUCUCUGAUAUUGUCGACGAUCUUGUGAACUCGGCGGAAGUGAGCAUUAGUGGAGGAUCUGACACUGAAGCGUCUCGGUCAAGGCUCAAGGAUGACGAGAAGGGCCAUGCCCGGACUUCCUCAACGGUCAAGAAGCCUACGUCUUUCAAAUCGGUGUCUGUAAACAAGACCUUCCUCGCAUCCAAAGGAGCCCCAUCUACCGGUCCCUCAAAACCAAGCGACAAACCUGCAACAGGUGCUGGCCUGUCUGCCGCACAAGGGACUGCAUCUACUGCGACACCCCGGCCCCGGCUGGUUGCCAAGUCUGGGAGUGGCUUGAUCGCAAAGACUUCGGCCAACGCAAAUGGGGGGAAAUCAGCACCGGCCCCUGACCCCAAUGCCGUGUGGAAUAAGAAUAGACCCGUCCCCCCUCCUGAGCCUAAGAAGUUCACCGACGAGGAGCUAAAGAAGUAUGGAAUCCACAUGGCUACUCGCCUGCAUCCUGACGAUGGCAAGGGCCAGUCAAACUGGGCAGACAUUGACGAUGAUGACGAUGACUGGGCACCGGAAACGAUUUCCUGGAAAGAUGGCACCAAGAUAGCCCUUCCCCAUGUUGAGGAACAUGCCACUCCACAGGCACCUAGUCUCCCGCAGCAACCUCCCGCAAAGGACACAGGGGGAUUCGAGAAGCCGCAGUCACCAGCACCUUUGCCAGCCACGGCAGCUGUGCCAAGCGUCUCUCCUUCUGUCAGGCCUAGUGUGCUUGGGUCUGGAAAGGGACUGAUCCUCAAGGGUGCCGCAGAGAAGCCAACCCUUGUCGCGAAACCUCCAGCACCUCCCACCCCUGUGAAAUCCCCCUGGGCACCGAUACCGAGGGUCGACAAGGCUGCCCCUGUCAUAGACCCUCACUUAACCCAGCCAGGAGCCAAAUAUGCCGGAAAGGAUGGACUGGGCUCAAAGAGCAUGACACCCCCACCGCCGAAGGAGAUUGCUGCAGACGACUUCAACCGUGCCACUUGGCGGGAUAGCCAUGGAGCUGGGAAUAGGGAACUUUUCAACUCACAAAGUGGUCGCUAUGAGCCUGUCAUGGACCGUCGAACAUCGAUACGAAGUGACCAGCACUCCAGGCAGCCAGCCCUCCUCCAACGAGGCUCUCAGCCUGAGCACCAGGGCCCUGCUGAGCCCUCGGCAGCAUUUCAGACAAGCCGUGUCAGUGAGCAGCAUGGACCAUAUGGCCGGCGUCGAGGAUCGUCGAAUGUUAGUGGCGGAAGUGGCAGUCUUCUUCGCCUCAAAGGCCAUGACCAACCCCUCCCCCCUCCGGAGGUGCUUAGCGCGCGGAGGGAGUCCUUUACCGCUGUCAGUGACAGUCCCGUCUCGCCCAGAAAUUUCUCACCUUCUGGCCUGCAAGGCGGACCUCGUCACCCCACCAACCAAAUUUGGCCACCUCACGUUUCGCCCGCUGCAAUCCACUCAGUCCCUCAUCAACCACCUCUAGCGGUCGAAAACAAAGCGGUACCCGCCGUGACCGAUCAGGACAUCGAAGAACAGAAAAGGUUGAUGCACGAGCGUCGUGAAUUGGCCAAGCAACGUCGACUCGAGGAGGAAGCCCGUGAAGAGGCUGCAAGGAAAGAGAGAAUUCGCCUCAAGCUCGAGGCCAUGGGUCCUGCCCCAGAAUCAAGGAGCGCUAGAAUGGCGGCAUCAAAAGAUGAACCUUCACCAGCCACCCAAAAACAGCCCGGCCAAGCUUCGGCUUCAUCUGAUGACCAAACCCAGCUCGAGACGCCCAGCCUCAUAGUCAAUCCUGACGGUAAAUUGGAGACGAGUACGAACGGUGUACCACCCCAAGGCCAGCCACAGGCUGGCGGCCCUCGAGAUACCGCGGAGAACCGGGGUCAGCCGCAAGGGACCACCCACGUGCACCCUUGGCCAAAUACGACUCCUCAGGCCGAUCGGUACCCAUCAUGGGGCCCUCAGAGCUCUGUUAAGAAUCUCUGGGCCUCUCCAAGCAAUGACCGGAGCCUCGGCAACGGAACAUUCAUCUCGGACCUUGGGCGAGUUGCAGAACACGCGCAAAUCCCUCCCGUUCCUGGCAAGUCAGGACCUGGCCCUAUCGCCCCGCCUACUGCCAAUAGAGGCGCGUUGAAGCCGCAGACGAAGCCCUCGUCCGCACCUCUAGCAACUCGACAGCCACCCAUCGGGCCUCCAGUUCAAAACCCUCGCCAAGAAGCCGAAGGUAAGCCGCGUGGCCUCGUGCAGAGCGCAUGGGCCGCCAGUGUUCGCGAAAGUGACGCGGCUUUGGAAAAUGAACUCCAGGCUCGACGAGACGAGGACCUUCGCAAGUUGGAAGCUGAAGGACGGUCUGUUAUCGACGCCCAGCCAAUCAUCAAAGACACAUGGCGCCCGACGAAACUGUCCGAAGACGGCAGACGAAUUCCUGAUGGGCCGAAACAGACACAGACAUUCCAGCACUCCAGAGGUGUCGCAUGGGGAACGUCGGCCGAAAGUGCUACAGCUCCGGCGCAGAAGCCAGCCUCGGACACCAGCCAGGCUCCUGGCUCCAACAGGCGGCCGCAGGGCGGCAUCGUGCCAAGUGAUGCGCCGUCGGGCCCCAUUCUUAGCACGGGUUCAGGCACUACGCCGCAGCAGGGCAGGGGUUCUCGCUUCUUCCCAUCGAGAGACGUCCGCCAAGAGUUGGGUGCAGGCUCGGACGGCCAACGACAGAAUUCCCCGUCCCCGCCGCCUCCCGAUAUGGAUGGCCACCCUGCAUUCGACGGAGAUGUUGCCCGACCACAUGUUUCCCUGCCGCGACCUCAACCAGUUGUUCGCUUGCCCCCUGCACCCGACGCCGCUGCAGGUCCUUCAACGUCGAAGCACGCGCCUUCCUUUGGCUGGGCCGCUCCGGCUCCGUACAGGGAACAUGAGACUGGGCAGCCCAUUUCGCCCAGCACGCCAAAUGCGCCACGGGGACCCCUCCACAACGGGGAGAACAAUUGGCAAGCCCGAAUUGACAGCCUUCUUGGCGGCCGCAAAGGGCCCCCGCCUACGAAGUCGCUUCCGGUCGAUUCGGCAAGCCGAAACUCGUUGGAGCACCAUCGACCCCAGAGUGCAGCCACUAUUUCGCUGCCCACUCCCAACGCGAAUACCCUUGCUUCCGAGGGUGAUGGGUUGCCUACCUCGAAGUGUAUGGCCGAGGAGUGCUUUGAAGAACAAGAGAUGGGGUCAUUGCCACCUAUCCGAUUGCCCAAAAAGGUUCCCGACACAGCUUGGCAGCCGUACCCUGCCCCGAAGCCGUUGCCAAAGAAAUUCGGGACCACGAUCCUCAGCAUCGAGCCGCUGACCUUCCCCAGCGACAUGUCGGGUGGCGGCACCGUACUUCGCGUCUUCCUCCCGGGCAUGAGCGAGACCAGGAACAUCACCGUUCCGUUCUCGAGAACUCGGAGCAACCCCCGCCGAGCCGUCCGGGGCAGUGGUGGUCGACAUUCUUCCCAACCUAACAGAGCUGGCAAGGCGAGGGAAGCAUCUUCCGCAUAUCCGAACGACCAGGGCGCAUCGUCGUCAUCUGCACCAGCACCAAGGGGAGGCGGGCGAGGCGGGGGAUAUCGGGGACGAGACAAUUGGUCCCGCAAUUCUUCGAAUCCGAUCCAGACCUAACCUACGUACCUACCUACUACGAGAGGAGGGAAGAUGUCGAAGAAGUCAAUGGGCAAACCCAUCGAACCGUGUUGAAAACUAAUCCGGAUAUUCCUAUCGACCUUUUUCGAUACCGGCACCUCCUCGACUCACCCAUUGUUCCGGCCGAGAUGGGUCGCCAUCAUCCUUUCGAACAACCUCUUGCUGCAAGCUACCUUAGUCCUGGCCGCAUUUCAUCUUGCAGUGGUUGGGUACUCCUCUGC
Phialemonium atrogriseum is the source of this 4176-nucleotide messenger RNA. RefSeq lists its product as uncharacterized. The record is from RefSeq and is a predicted model, not a curated record. The coding region runs from base 137 to 3934 and encodes 1265 amino acids. NCBI's taxonomy places the organism in Eukaryota, Fungi, Ascomycota, Sordariomycetes, Cephalothecales, Cephalothecaceae. The transcript has 3 exons.